UUAGUAUUUAAAUUUUGACGCUAAAGUUUCUCAUGAUUAAAAAAUCAGCAAUUUAGCCACUAUGCUCCAACGUCUUGCUCGGUCCGUAGUCUUUUUGCUCCUCAUUAAUAAUACUAGCUGUCUCACCUCUCAUAAUUCUCUUGAUCAAGUUCUCAAGAUGCAGCACUAUGCUUAUUCCGAGCACGUAUCCAUUCGCGUUCAAGUUUGUAUAUCUCGCCUUACAGACACUCCAAGUGGCUCUUUUCCAGUCUGUCCGAGUAUCGAGACGACAAAACUAAAGUUGCCGUCACUCCAGCUAAAGCAAGCGAAAUCAAGCGUUUAAUUUCGCUCUAUAAACCCGAAAAGAAGCCUUUGGCCAUUUCUAUCUCAGCACUAAGCGUCUCGACGUUCAUUACAA
Plasmopara halstedii is the source of this 397-nucleotide messenger RNA. RefSeq lists its product as uncharacterized. Bases 62 to 322 code for a protein of 86 amino acids. The transcript has a single exon. Lineage: Eukaryota; Oomycota; Peronosporomycetes; Peronosporales; Peronosporaceae. The record is from RefSeq and is a predicted model, not a curated record.